Messenger RNA from Marmota monax (woodchuck), 1654 nucleotides. It is a transcript of the gene Eme2, whose product is annotated as essential meiotic structure-specific endonuclease subunit 2. The transcript is spliced from 8 exons. Gene Ontology annotation, cellular component: Holliday junction resolvase complex; nucleus. Bases 1 to 1191 code for a protein of 396 amino acids. NCBI's taxonomy places the organism in Eukaryota, Metazoa, Chordata, Mammalia, Rodentia, Sciuridae. Gene Ontology annotation, biological process: mitotic intra-S DNA damage checkpoint signaling; replication fork processing; resolution of meiotic recombination intermediates. Gene Ontology annotation, molecular function: nuclease activity; DNA binding. The record is from RefSeq and is a predicted model, not a curated record.
AUGUCCCGAGCCGGCCCGCGCCGGAAGCGGCCGGUGUCCCGCCCAAAGGCGUCCGGGCGUGUGCGGAAGUGGAGGGGAGGCCGGGCCAUGGCGGAGGUGCGACCCGAGAGGGCCGCGCGCUCGCGCCGAGCCCAGCGGCGGCCCCCGACCUGGGAGGUGUCGGACUCUGAGGCGGAGGGCGACGGCUCUGCAGAGGCCGGAGCGCGGGCUCGGGGCGUGGCGGGGGAGCGCAGGGCGGCGGCGUGGCGGCCCGAGCAGGCUCUGCAGCGCCUGGUGGUGCGCGUGGACCCAGGUCCGGCCGUGCUGGAGGACACUCGUGCUGACGUCCUAAUGGAGGCUCUGGGCGCCCUGGACUGUGAAUGCCGCAUCGAGCCGCAGCGCCGGGCCCGCAGCCUGCGGUGGAGCGGAGUGAGGCACGACCCCGGCAGAGUGGCUCCUGAGGUGUGGGCUACAGAGGAGCAGGAACUACUACUGCUGCUGCUGCUGGAGCCUGAGGAGUUUCUGCAGGGCACUGCCCAGCUGACCCAGACAGAAGGCCCACCCUGUCCGGUGCCUUGGAUCUCUCCUGAGAGCCCUGCCCACCCCCACCUGGCUGUCAUAGGGCUGGAUGCCCACCUAUGGUCUUGCCAGCCCAGUGCCCAGGGGAUGCAGCAGCUGCAGAAUUCAGAGGUGGUCCAGGCCAAGGAGGCUGUCAGCUGGCCGGAAGUGGAGGAGGCUCUGGUGCUCCUUCAGCUCCGUGCAGACCUGGAUGUGCUACUGGUGGCCUCCUGGCAAGAGCUGACUCAGCAUGUGUGUGCCUACACCAAGGCCCUUGCCCAGCUCCCCUCUAAGCAGUGCUGGGACUCCCAGGCCUUUUCCUUCUGCACAGCAGGUCGCUGGGCUGCAGGCCAGCAGGUGGCCAGAGAUGGCUCUGGGUUGCGUGGGGUUUGGUGGAGACAGAUCAGGCAGUUUAACCGGGUCAGCCCUGCUGUGGCAGAUGCCAUUGUCACCGCCUUCCCCUCCCCACGCCUUCUGCAGCAGGCGCUCAUGGCCUGCAGCACAGAACAGGAACGUCUGGGCCUCCUGGCUGACCUCCCUGUGGAGGCCAGCAAAGGCAGACAGUCCCGAAGGGUGGGGCCUGACCUUUCCCGUCGCAUCUGCCUGUUCCUGACCACCACCAGCCCUGACCUGCUACUGGACCUGGGCUCCUGACCACACUUGCCGGCCUCUUCUGUCCACCAGCAGGACAGCAACAGCCCACAGGAGGACUGAUCAGACCUCCUGAGAGUGGGAGGGGGACAACCACACUUACUAAGCCUGGGGUGGACUCCAUCUUUGGCUGGUCAGACUUGAGGUUGGGGGGAGGAGGGGGAAGACAGAUGCUCUGAAAUCAGCAGAAGAGCAGGGAGGCAGAGGCCUGAGGAGGACGGGGGUUCGUGUUCCCUCUGCCCUGAAUGCUCUGGCCACAGGACAGCGUGGCAGCAAGACUGUGCCCAGCUGGGCAGCCAGGAGGACUGCAGGGCAGCACCCCAGAGGGUGCUCCCUGGGGGAGCAGCAGCCUGCCCCCCGACGUAGCAGACCAUCACGAGGAAAGCAGACACCGGGCAGCCCAGGCCUGGCAGAGUCUUUAAUCUCAGAGCUGUGUAAGACAUAAAUCCCACAUUUGUCACAGUCA